AUGAAUAAUCAAAACGCCGUGGCCGUGCUGCUGCAGGAGUGCAAGCGAGCUCUGGACGCGCUCCUGUCGGCGAAGGCUGACACUGGCGAGGAAGAUGAGCGAGAAUACCGGCGAUGCCAAGCUUUUCUUCCCGAGGACUUGAGGACCCUUCUGGAGGAGGCAAAGGAAAUGAAGUGGCCCUUUGUACCGGAGAAGUGGCAGUACAAACAAGACCUGGGCCCAGAAGACAAAACAAACCUGCAAGAUAUGAUCAGCGCGAGGCUCCCCGAUUUGCUGGUUUAUUUGAAGGCCUCCAUCAUGGUCAAGGACUGCGUAACGGCAACUGCUAUUGUGUUCCUGAUUGACCGGUUCCUGUAUUGGAUCGAUGCCUCCAGCAAACUUCUUCAGAUUGCCAAGGGUCUGCACAGGCUGCAGCCCACCACGCCGAUCAGUCCUCAGGUGCUCAUCCGCCAGGCUCGCCUCUGCGUCAACACAGGUAAACUUUUAAAAGCUGAAUAUAUCCUAAGCAGCCUUAUUAAUGACAAUGGAGCAACAGGUACCUGGCGAUACGCUAAGGAAAGCGAUAGGAUUCUCGUUCAGUCGGUCUGCUUACAAAUCAGAGGACAGAUUCUGCAAAAGCUUGGGAUGUGGUAUGAGGCAGCAGAGUUGAUUUGGGCUUCAGUUGUGGGAUUUUGCAAACUUCCUCAACCAGAUAAAAAGGGAAUUGCUACUUCCUUGGGUAUUAUGGCAGACAUCUUUGCUUCCAUGAGUGAGAAAGAUUAUGUACGUUUUAAAACCAAUGCUGAGAUUGACCUGGGCCUUCUCCGAGAGUUCAGUCAUCGCUUAUUAUCAGCUGCUGAGGCCUGCAAACUAGCGACAGCCUACAGCCAGUACACCCCGCUGUUUGUCCUCACAGCCGUGAACAUCCGUGGGGUGUGUUUGCUGUCCUAUAGUCACUCCAAGGACUGUCCCCCAGAAAAGAGAAAGUUCUACUUGUCUGAAGCCAAAGAAUCUUUUGAGAUCGGCCUCCUCACCAAGAACGAUGAGAGUCCCGUCACCAGCAAGCAGGAGCUCCAUAGUUUUAUUAAAGCAGCUUUCUGCCUCACAACCGUGCAUCGAUGGCUCUAUGGGGAGAGUGAGAAACUCCGUGAGGUGAGUCAACUGUGUAGAGAAGCCAUGGGAAAACUGCAUUCCUACAGCACUUCAUUUACAGAAGAGGAAGAGAAAGGAAUGCUUGCCAAAGAGAUCAUGUCUCUGAUCACAUCUGUGAAGAAGCACCUGCAAGUGGAAAGCUUCCCUAAUUCUGAUGCCAGGUCUUACGUUCCAGACAGUUAUAAAGGCACAGUGGAAAAACCUAUCCUCCAAGGGGAACCCAACUUCGAAAAAAUCCUUGCCGUGCAUUCUCAGCAUCAUCUGUCAGUGUGUGAAGUGUUUGAAAGUGCUUGCAGGAUUCAUAAAACCGCACCAGGAGAAGCCCAAGUGGGAGCUUGUAUCACAACCUUAAGAACAGAAACCAAAAACAUAGACACUGUGUGUACUACUGAAGAAAUAGCGAACCAGAGGAAAGGCGCUGCGAAAAUGCUGAAUUCACCAACAGCAGGAAGCAGCUCAGAGAGAUUCAGUGGCCAAAGAAAUAAAUACGUUCGUUCUGAUGUGAUGAAAAUUUCCUUCAAUGAAGAGAUUGAGCCAUUAGAAAUAGAAAUAAAUGAUGAAAACAGUGAUUUCAGCAGAUGGCAAAACAGGAGUCAAAGCACUACUUCAGAGAGCUCUUGGUGCAAGCUGUCAAAAUCAAGUUACUCUUCCAGCUGGGAGGAACUGAACUGUAAUAGCAGCAAAGAGUCUCCCAGGGAAGGGCGGCAGCAGGAAAAGGGCUCAGCGGAGGAGCAAUGUUGCACAACAGAGUCUGAUGAAAAUGGUCAAGCUGCAUACUUGCGCUCGUUGCCUCCCGGAGCCUGGCAUCCUUCUCCUCGAGAGCCUCUACAUAGCUGUUGGGGUUCUCCUCAGCCUUCCUCAGAGGCAGGUACGCCCCUAGCUGGGAGGCUGGUAGAGAAGACGUCUCUUUGCGGAGAAGAGCUGCGGGAGGGAAGACACCGUGGAAAGAGCUCUUCAGAAAAGAAAGCAGGGGAUGUGAACAACGCGGUUCCUUCGCUCUCCACCGCUUACUCUGUUCAUACAAGGCCGGAGGAGGAGGAAGAGGAGAAGUCCUCCUCCCGGGCGGAUCUGGGCUGCAGGACCAAGGACAGCGUCGGGGAGGGCGGUGGUGGCCCCGCGUCCCGGCGCCGCAGCCAGUUCGUGUGGGUCCACCCAGAAGGAGAAACUGCAGAUAGCACAGAGGAUCCCUCGUUUGACGCACGUCCCCCCACAAACAGGGGUGCUUCUGUAGUAUCGACGAGCAUCGAGCCGAAAAUGGCCAGCGACUCCUCUGUGCGUGACUGGCUGAGGAAAUCUGCCGUGGUGGGAAACAGAUCUCUCAAAAUGCCUGAAGUUGACACCCAAGCAGAAACAAUAGAUGACACUGAAUUUGAUUGCAUCAGUAUUGCAGACUUAGUAAACAAUUGUCCUACGGCGUCUGUUCCAGAGCAUCACUCAACUCCCAGUGCACCGACAGCUUUGCCCUCGAGGGGAAAGAUAUCCAAAACUGAUCACUUCGACUGUGCCACUACUGAAGAAGAUGAAGAAAAGUCUCAGGACAUGGUGAGCAGCAAGAGACAAUCCAGUUCAUCUCUGAGUUCGUGGUACAAAUCAGCAGAGAUGCCCAAGAGUUCACCUGAAGGUCCAUUUCUGAACCCAAGGGGAAGUGGUUUUAUCUUCAUGCCGGAGAGAACAAAGGAAGAAAUCCUUGACGCUCGAUUCCUGAGGGACGACGAUUACAUGCAACUUCUGGCAGGGGUAGAACGUAAUUGGCUUGUCCAGAGACUGAUGCCUACUGGAAUUUUUGAGUCAAAACAGCUUCGUAAAGCAUACACUGCUCUUCUUUUAAAAUACUCAAAGAAAUCAGGCCUCUGGACAGGCCAAGAAACGGCUGUAUUCAUUGGGGACUACCUGAACGUGGCAAAGGAAGGCAAACAGAGAAGCGCAUUUUGGAUACACUUCCUGCACCAAGAAGAAACCCUGGGAAGGUAUGUUGGGAAAGAAUAUAAAGAAGAAAAAGGACUACUUCAUCAUUUCAGUGACGUGGAACGGCAAAUGACUGCCCAGUACUACGUGACGGAAUUCAACAAAAGGCUAUAUGAGCAAAAAGUCCCUACCCAAAUCUUUUAUAUCCCAUCUGCAGUACUCCUGAUACUGGAAGACAGAACUAUAAAAGGAUGUGUGAGUGUGGAGCCCUACAUCCUUGGUGAGUUUGUGAAGCUGUCCAAUAACAAGAAGGUAGUAAAGAAUGAGUACAAAGCCACAGAGUACGGUCUGGCCUACGGCCAUUUCUGCUACGAGUUCUCCAACGGAACAGACGUUGUUGUUGAUCUGCAAGGUUGGGUGACAGGUAACGGGAAAGGCCUCAUCUACCUCACAGACCCCCAGAUUCAUUCUCUUAAUAGCAAGGAUGUUUCACGCUCCAACUUCGGGAAGAGAGGAAUUUAUUACUUCUUUAAUGAUCAACACGUGGAGUGCAAUGAAAUCUGUCGCUGCCUUUCUUUAACAAGACCCUCAGUAGAGGUGCCAAUGUAG
Messenger RNA from Fulmarus glacialis (Northern fulmar), 3645 nucleotides. It is a transcript of the gene ALPK1, whose product is annotated as alpha-kinase 1. Gene Ontology annotation, molecular function: ATP binding; protein serine/threonine kinase activity. The record is from RefSeq and is a predicted model, not a curated record. Lineage: Eukaryota; Metazoa; Chordata; Aves; Procellariiformes; Procellariidae. The coding region runs from base 1 to 3645 and encodes 1214 amino acids. The transcript is spliced from 13 exons. Gene Ontology annotation, biological process: protein phosphorylation.